AGAAGCGCGAGAAUGUCCUCUGAGGAGAGCCCCGAGUACUCGCCUUUCUUCGCUGUGAUGGGAGCCUCCGCGGCCAUGGUCUUCAGCGAAACCGGGCGCGUUGCUCGUUGGGGCGGUCACCGCUCGUCCACCUGCCGGGGGAUGCAAAGGGGAGGCGGGGGCAGGGUCCGUCCGACACCUGGCCGCGGAGCGUGUGCUCCCGGGGCCGCUUCGGGGGAUGCCUCCCCGCGUGGGAGAACCAGCUUCCACCAUGUUCAGGCUGGAGCCGCGUCUCCCGGUCGGUGCUGGGCUGUGACGCAGGCCAGUACCGGGGAGGCGGCUUUCUCGUUAGGAGCGGCGUAUGGGACGGCAAAGAGCGGCACAGGCAUCGCCGCCAUGUCGGUGAUGCGGCCAGAGCUCAUCAUGAAGUCCAUCAUCCCCGUGGUCAUGGCUGGUAUCAUCGCCAUCUACGGGCUGGUGGUAGCUGUGCUGAUAGCAAACAACAUCUCUGAGAGAGUCAGCCUUUACAAGAGCUUCCUGCACCUGGGGGCCGGUCUGAGUGUGGGCCUGAGCGGGCUGGCCGCCGGGUUCGCCAUCGGCAUCGUGGGCGACGCCGGCGUGAGAGGCACCGCCCAGCAGCCCCGGCUCUUCGUGGGCAUGAUCCUGAUCCUGAUCUUCGCCGAGGUGCUGGGGCUCUACGGGCUCAUCGUGGCCCUCAUCCUGUCCACAAAAUAA
This is a messenger RNA of Menidia menidia (Atlantic silverside), 714 nucleotides long. The record is from the annotation of a GenBank genome assembly. Lineage: Eukaryota; Metazoa; Chordata; Actinopteri; Atheriniformes; Atherinopsidae.